Nyctereutes procyonoides (raccoon dog) is the source of this 6299-nucleotide messenger RNA. It is a transcript of the gene ZNF514, whose product is annotated as zinc finger protein 514. The record is from RefSeq and is a predicted model, not a curated record. NCBI's taxonomy places the organism in Eukaryota, Metazoa, Chordata, Mammalia, Carnivora, Canidae. Gene Ontology annotation, biological process: negative regulation of transcription by RNA polymerase II. Gene Ontology annotation, molecular function: RNA polymerase II cis-regulatory region sequence-specific DNA binding; DNA-binding transcription repressor activity, RNA polymerase II-specific. The transcript is spliced from 5 exons. Bases 1714 to 2901 code for a protein of 395 amino acids.
GGGUGUCGGGUCGGUACCCCAGCCGCCGUGGGCUCUACUCUUUGUGGGCUCCGCGCCUUGGGGCGGGCAGGCCUGCGCUGGGCACGGCGCCCCAGUCCGUGACGGCGUUGGGAGAGCCCCUCCGCCUGCCCGCCUGCAGGGGCUGUGGAGGCCUGGAGCUGCGGGACAGAGUUGCAGGGCCGGUCCUUGCCCCAGGGAGGCUCUCCCCUGAAUCCCGGUUGUCUUAGGGCCGCGGAGGAGCACUGGGCACCGAGGUCGCUGGUGGUGUGGUCGUCACUGUGGGUGUGGGUCCGCGUGGGGACUGGGUCCCAGAGCCCGGUCCCGAGGAGACGGGCGGCGGAGCGGAGCCAGCGGGCCCGGGCCCGGCUCGUGAGGGGUCUGAGAGCGCGCCCGAAGGCGGGGAACCGCCCCGCCCGGGCGUCCGGCUUUGGCUGCCCUGCUCUGGUCCCCGCGGGUGGGCUGGACGUCUCCGCGCGCAGUGGGAAUGCCCGGUGUCACCCAGCUUGCUCUCUGCUCCCUGAACCGAAGGGCUGAGGCCACAGGACAGAGAUUUGGACCUAAUGAAAGGACGUCGCCCCUUAGCCCCAGCUAUGGACUCCACUGCAUCAGGUUUGGCUCUCGAGGGUGCAGAGGGCCAGAAGCCCUUCUGGGGAGUUAGUAGCGGGCCGAGGCGCAGGACGACCCGAGGGAGAGGCCGGGGAAUCCACUGAUGGGGCAGAGGCUGCAGCCGCCUUCCCUGUGGUAUUUCCUGAUUUUUCAGGGCCAGGAGCAUGAAGUCCCAGUGUCCAGACACUGUGGUAGAGGCCAGUCUUCCAUGGCCACGGAAGACUUUCCAAAGGCCAGAGAGCAGGGAGGGUGGGAGAGGAGGCUUGAGGGAGUGGCCCUUGGCCAGAGAUCAGAUAGCAGCGGGGCCAUUUAGAGCCUCGCCAUCAUUUCCUUUAUUGCUUCAAUAAGUAGUGAGAUUCCUCUAGUUCUGCUAGCUCAGGUGCGUAGGAGAUUAGCAGUGUACAUGGGGGGGUACCUCCUCUAGCCACCCUUUCAUUAGUAUUAGGGACCGGGCAAACCAGGUGACCCAGGAGGUUUUAAGCCAUUCCUUUGUAAAUUUAGAAUCUCCUGUCCUUCCUCAAAUGGGCAUUUUAAUUUGAUUUUUCAUUCUUCACACAGUGUCAAGGUCGCAAGACUGGCCAAAAGAACUGGGCCACAUCUUAGAGACUACCACUCCUCAUGUAUUCCUUUAUGCUCUGUGUUCUGUAGACCAUCAGCACAGGAAUCAUCUCGAAACUCUUUAAAGAUGAGGACUUUCAGGCCGUACCCUACAUCCACUGAAUGAGAGUCUGUUUAACAAGAUCCUCAGGAAUCUGUACACACAUUAAAGUUUGAGAAGUGCUGACCUAUAUUAUACUAUGUUGCCUGCCACUUCCAUGCUUCUGUUUUUGUUAGCUAUAAUCACUACUCUGGUAUGGCUGGGGUUAGUUGUUUGUAUUCAGGCUUUAAAAAUAGUAUGAAACAAAACUCUAUCAUAGAGGGACUUGCAAAGUGUGCUUGCAGAGACCUACUGGUGCUUGGGAACUCAGGAAGAAUUGACCUUUGACCUGGGAUCCCAAGGAUAAGGGGAAAGUUCUCCCUUCUCAGGACCCUGCUCUUCCUCCAGAGAGAUACCCAGGAGAAAAGGGAACAACCAGUUUAUUCCUGAAAGCCAGGCCCCAGGACCUGAUGACAUUCGAGGAUGUAGCUGUGGAAUUCACCCAGUGGGAAUGGGGGCAGCUGGACCCUGCUCAGAAGGACCUGUACAGUGAAGUGAUGCUGGAGAACUUCAAGAACCUGGCCUCUCUGGGGCUUCCAGUGUCUAAACCAUAUGUGAUCUCCCAGUUGGAGGAAGGGAAAGAGCCCUGUGUGUUAGAGGGAGAAAUCUCAACAGACUGGGAGAAAAAGCCUAAAGUCAAGGAAUCAGUACUAAAUCAGGGAAUUUCCAAAGAAGAUUUACUCCAGACAGCACCAGUGGAAAAACAUAUCAGAGAUGAACUCUGCUUCUGCCAACUGAAAGCAACCCGUGGUCAUGAUGACCAAUUAGAGAUACAUCCAAAAGACCAGGAGACCCAUCUGAAAGAAAUAUCAAUCACUCACAAAUCUACUGCCCUAAGGACUGAUCAUGAAUGGAGUGAACUUGGGAGAAGUUUAGGCUUAAGAUCAGUCUUUGCUAAUCAACACAGUGUUCUUAUAGGAGAAGGAUCCUAUACAUGUGAUACAGAAUUCAGACAGACUUCAGGGAGAAAUAACUCCCCAAGAACCCAUCCAGGGAAGAAACCUUGUAAAUGUAAUGAAUGUGGGAAGUCUUUCCAUUUCCAAUCAGAACUUAGGCGCCAUCAGAGAUGUCACACUGGAGAAAAGCCCUAUGAAUGCAGUGAAUGUGGAAGAGCCUUUGGUCAUAUUUCAUCCCUUAUUAAACAUCAGAGAACUCAUACUGGAGAAAAGCCCUAUGAAUGCAGUGAAUGUGGGAGAGCCUUCAGCCAGAGUUCAUCUCUUGUUCUACAUUAUAGAUUUCAUACUGGAGAGAAACCUUACAAAUGUAAUGAGUGUGGGAGAGCCUUUGGUCAUACUUCAUCCCUUAUUAAACAUCAGAGAACUCAUACUGGAGAAAAGCCCUAUGAAUGCAGGGAAUGUGGGCGAACGUUCAGCCAGAGCUCAUCUCUCAUCGUACAUUAUAGAUUUCAUACUGGAGAGAAACCUUACCAAUGUAAUAAAUGUGGGAGAGCCUUCAGCCAGAGUUCAUCUCUCACUCAACAUUAUAGAUUUCAUACUGGAGAGAAACCCUACAAAUGUAAUGAAUGUGGGAGAGCCUUUGCUCAUACUGCAUCUCUUAUUAAACAUCAGAAAAGUCAUGCUGGAAAAAAAGCCAUGUAAAUUCAGUGAAUGUAGGAAGCUGGAGUGCACACAUUACUCACAUGACACACACUGGAGGGAGAUCUUGUAUGUGUGAUGUAUGUGGGAAGACUUUUGGUUGAAAAACAUGUCUUAUUCAACAUCAGACAGUACAUGCUAAAGAGAAGCUCUAUUGAUGUCAAGAGAGAAGGUGGGCUUUCAGAGAAGCUAUAUUGGUGAGAAAUCAAGUAGAUGUGACUGAUUUGGAAAGGCUUUUGUCAGGGGACACACAUUAUUCAACAUAAGACAGUUUCUACUGGCAAGAGAAACCUUAUCAAUGCAAUGAGUAUGACAUAGCCUUCAGUCACAUAUUAUUCAGUAAGUAAAUAUGUAACUCAAACUGGAGAGAGACUGCAGGUGUGAUAAAAGCCAUCUGUGAUAGUUCUUUAAGCACCAAGUACACAUACAAAAGAGAAGCCCUUUGAAAGCAAUAAGUGUGGGAAGGCCUUCUAGUAGAGCUCAUCUCUUAGUAAACAUCAGACAAUUUAUUCUUGAGAAAAACACUAUGGAAAUGAUGAAUGUGGGAGAGACUUCAGCCAAAUCUCUUUCCUUUAUAAAUAUCAGUGAACUCACCCUACUAGAAACCCUGGGAAUGUAUUGCAUGUGGAAAAGCCUUUGGCAUAUGUUCCAUUCACUCUGCACAUCAGAGAAUGUGCACUAGAGUGACUUUCUGAACUUGGUGAAACUGGGAAAACCCACUAGUAUAGUUCAGGCUUCAGCAUACACUAAGACUUUCCAAAGAGAAACCCUGGGAACUUAACAAAUGUGGGGGAAGUUCCUUUCAGACUUGAGAUUCAUAAAACAAGAGCUGAAAGGAAUCUGAGAAAUCAACUAAUUUGGUGAUUUUCUACCUGGUGGAGGCUCUCUAUAACUGCACUGUGCUUCACCUCCCCAUCCUGUUACUGAUGGGAGCAGAGGUGUUAUUGUGUGGGUGAAGAGAAUGGAGGCUGAACAAGAUGGAGAGCCACCAGUGAUGUAGCUCCACCCUAUUUUAGGGCUAAGAAAACAUCUGAAAAUACCAUGCACUGGGCUGGGCCUCUUUCCUUCUGGUUCACAGCUGUGGUUUUGAGAUUGAGAGACUUAAGGUCUUCUGUACAAAACCUCAUGCACUAAAUGUUACCUCUAAGAGGCAACGGAGUGGUAUUUUUAAAGUUGACCAAAAAACAAUUUUUAUUAAAUCUUUAUGCUGUGAGAUUUGGAAUUUUUGAAAUAAAAUGAAAUCUUUUUAAACAUUAAAAUAUAUGUAAAAAAAUAAAAACUUCAAAAACAUUAUUCUUAGUUCAAGCCAGACACCAUGUAUUGCAUAGUUCCAUUUAUAGGAAAUGUCCUGAAAUGGCAAAAUCCUCAGAGGCAAAAUAGAUUAGUGGUUGCCUGGUGCUGGGAGAAGCAACUGGGAGUAAAUGCAGAUGUUACAGAGAAUCUUACUGGGGUAAUGCAAAUGUCCUAAAACUGGUUUAUGGUGAUGGUUGAACAAAAUCAUUGAAUUGUGCACACAAAAUGGGUAAAAUUUAUGGUAUGUAAAUAACACCUCAGUAAAAUUGUUUUCAUAAAAUAUCAAAUACACAGAUACACCAACUAUUGCUAAACUACUUUUCCUAUCUUGUCUGUUACUUUAAGCCAUCUGUGUGUAUUUUCUGUAGUAGUUAACCCUAAGCUUACUGGGUCUCAAGUUCAUAUCAUGUUGCAUCUGAAAUUUAUGAGGAGAAGCCAAGAGUAGGAGCUAGCAUAGAGCAGAAGAGUCUUGACUAAAAAUAUUAGUUUAUACUAAAGACAGUCCCUCAAGCAUUUUAAAUCCAUAUGAGGAAGCUGAGCCUAGACUUCAGGGAAUUGGUUCAAAGUGAUCCAUGAAGACAGGGAGAAUCUAGGGGCCCCACAAGUUGGGUAAUGCAGAGGGGUGCAGGCAGAUAGGAUAAACAGGAGGCAUCUGGACAGCUGAAAUCAAAAUGCCAGUCUGGGAACCUAGAAAUCAUGGGAAUUUCUUCCCAGAAAGCCAAGGUGUACAGGAGAGAAAUAGCAAAUGUAAUUACAUUAGUAACAGCUUAGUUGACUUACCUUUUCUCCCAGUGCCCUUUUCUAAUCCCAACUUAAGUCACUUUAUAUACCCGGAUACCUGAAACUUUGUAACUGGUCUUUGCUUAACAUCUGUCCCUCUUGUUAUCUUUUUUUUUUUUUUUUUUUUUAGAUUUUAUUUAUUCAUGAGAGACAGGCAGAGGGAGAUGCAGGAAGCCUGAUGCGGGACUUGAUCUCGGGACUCUGGGAUCACGCCCUGAGCCAAAGGCAGACACUCAACCGCUGAGCCACCCAGGUGUCCCCCCUCUUGUUAUCUUUGCGGUGGUAACUAUUCUUAUCAGUGUGCACUGACUUCCCCAUCUGAAAGUCUUUGUACUGCCCACAAGAUAAAUUCCCACUCCUCACUUGGGUAUUUAAUGCCCUCUUCACUCUGCCUUAACCUCCUGUUGCUCCUGACAAGAACCUCUAUUACAGAUGAACUUGCUUGCCAUACCUCAAACAUGCCUUCACAGUCCCCUGCCUGUUCCACCAGCCUGGAAUGCCCUCUCCACUUCUCUAAAGCCUAAUAGGCAGUCAGAACCCUGUUCAAACACCCUCUCAUCAGGGAAGAAUUCUCAUUUUUUUUCUUUAAAUAUUUUCUUUACCUAAGAGAGAACGCGAGUCAGGGGAGGGGCUGAGGGAGAGGGACAAGUAGACUUGAGACAAGCAGACUCCGUGCUGAGCACAGAAGCAGAUGUGGGGCUUGAUCCCACAACCCUGGGAUCAUGACCUCAGCUGAGGGCAGACGCUGAACUGACUGAACCACCCAGAUGCCCAGGGAAGAAUUCUCUUGAACACUACUGUGAAGUCAUUAUCUUACUGACUUGCAAUUGUAAAAGCACUUAUGUUUGCUUAAAGUUUUUAAAAAUGAAAGAUGUCUUGGGAUAGUUUUUAUUACUGUCUUGAUCUAUUUGAAUCAUUUAUCAGCUUGCCACUUUCUUGUCUCCUGAAACUUUAGCUGCUUCAGAUAAUUUCUCAUACUUCCUCUCAAAUGAGCACACAGUAGGUGCUUACUAACCAUGUAUUAAGUUGAAAAAUAUUGUAUUGCCUACAUUUACUCACUGCUUCUGACUGAAUUCACACUUUAAGAUUUAUUUAUUUAUUCACCAGAGACACACAGAGAGAGGCAGGCUCCAUGCAGGGAGACGGCAUGGGACUCAAUCCCAGGUCUCCAGGAUCACACCCUGGGCUGAAGGCAGUGCUAAACCGCUGAGCCACCUGGGGUACCCUGAAUUCACACUUUAAAACAAAAUAUCUUACUGUACAGAUAUAUCACAUUUAAAAAAUAUUAUUUAAGUAAUCUCUACACCCGACAUGGAGCUUGAAUUCAU